Molecule: messenger RNA, 1572 nt
Organism: Strongyloides ratti
Lineage: Eukaryota; Metazoa; Nematoda; Chromadorea; Rhabditida; Strongyloididae
Product: Serine/threonine-protein kinase STK11
Exons: 4
Coding region: 1-1572 (523 amino acids)
Biological process (GO): protein phosphorylation
Molecular function (GO): protein kinase activity; ATP binding
Source: RefSeq, a predicted model, not a curated record
AUGGAUGAAAGAAAUUUAAAAAAUCAUAAUCAUACUUCGGGACAAGGAUUAGCUGUUGUUAUAGGAUGUUCCUCCUCUGAUGAAGAGGAAGAUAUCCUUAUUAAUGAGGCACCAGGAAAUUACAUUAGAAAUGCUGAAAUAGAUUGUGAUGAUAAUUUUUUAUUUAAUAGAAGGCUAUCAAUAAAUGGUUCAUCAAUACAUCAACAAUUAGAAAGUGGUAUGGAUGAGGAUAAUAUUAUUAUACCAUUACAUCAAGAUUCAUCUAAUCAAUUAUCAUGGAAAGAACAUUUUAUUGAUAUUGAUGGUGGGCAACCUUUUUUAUCAAAUGUUUUUGAAGAUUUAAAUAUACAAAGGAUUGAUGAUGGUUCUUAUAUUAAUGAAAUUAAGGCUCCAAAAAUUGUUGAAGGUUAUCUUUUUGGAUCUAUCCUAGGGCAGGGAAGUUAUGGUAAAGUUAAAGAAGUUGUUCAUGAAAAAGGUCUUCAAAGGAGGGCUGUAAAAAUUAUUAAGGAUCGAACUUUAAGGAGAAUUCCAAAUGGAAGUGAAAAUGUUAAAUCUGAGAUUGAUGUUAUGUUUAAAAUAGGAAGGCAUCCCCAUAAUGUAGAAUUAUUUGAUGUCUUUAGGAAUGAUGAAAAACAAAAAAUGUAUAUUAUUAUGGAGUAUUGUGUUACUUCCCUUCAACAAAUGUUAGAUAGUACACCCACAAAAACAUUUUCUUUAUUUCAGACUCAACAUUAUUUUAAACAAUUGUUGUCAGGUUUGGAAUACCUUCAUUCACUUCAUAUAAUUCAUAAAGAUAUCAAACCCGGUAAUCUUCUUCUUGGGGUAAAUGGAUUUUUGAAGAUAUCUGAUUUUGGUGUUGCUGAAAUGGUCCCCGAAGAGAGGUGGGAUGGUAAUAAUGACUGGUUAAGUGUAGCUCAGGGAACACCUAAAUUCCAGCCACCGGAGGUUGCUUCUGGAGCCUAUAAGACUUUCAAAGGCCGCCCCAUAGAUAUCUGGAGUAGUGGUGGUGAUGUUAUGAUGAAGUUAUAUGAUAAUAUAACUCAUCAAUUAUUAGAGAUGCCUAAAGGGAUGGAUUUAUCAAAAGAUUUAGUAGAAUUAAUAAAAGGAAUUCUUCAAAAAAAUCCCGAUGAAAGAUGGAAUAUUGAUAGGAUUAAAAAUUCUUCAUGGUUUAAUAGAAAUAUUAAUGUUAAUUUGGAUGAGAUUGUUAAUGUUCCACCAUUAUUGUUAAAUUCAAUUGAUAUGGCUUCUGUUCAUAGGCCAUUAUCUAUUUAUGAGGAUAUCCGUCGCCUUAUAAGUAAAGAUAACCAAUUUAAUGAUGGAUCCUCUUUUCAACAUACUCCAGAAAGAAGAUUAUCAAUUGAUGAUUGUGAUAAUAUUCAUUGUAUCGGUGAUAUAAAACAAAAUAUCAAAUCUCCUAUUAAUUAUGAUGAUGUGAUAAUAAUGAAUGAUGUAGUAGAAAACAGUUCUACAAAUCAGGUUAAUAAAGAAAAGCCCAAAGAAAAAGUUUCAAGAGGAUCUUCUAGAGCUUUGGCAUUCCUUGGUCGUUGCUUAAGAAGGCGUUCCUCCAGCUGA